This is a messenger RNA of Mercenaria mercenaria, 3914 nucleotides long. RefSeq lists its product as uncharacterized. Gene Ontology annotation, molecular function: ubiquitin protein ligase binding; protein tag activity. The transcript has 2 exons. NCBI's taxonomy places the organism in Eukaryota, Metazoa, Mollusca, Bivalvia, Venerida, Veneridae. Gene Ontology annotation, biological process: modification-dependent protein catabolic process; protein ubiquitination. Bases 371 to 2782 code for a protein of 803 amino acids. Gene Ontology annotation, cellular component: nucleus; cytoplasm. The record is from RefSeq and is a predicted model, not a curated record.
UUGGCAGGACAAUUUUGUCGUACAAAGUCGUUAUUUUUAUUAUCUUUCUCUCUCCAAUGAUUAUAUCUUUCUACGUGUGCUUCGUAUGAGUAAUUCAUAAAAUGAAAAAGUGAAAAUUGUGAUUGUUUACUAGUUUUGAGAUUAACUUGAAGUUCAAAACUGACAUAUUUCUGACGUAGAGAAAAACAAAGAUCUUAAAAUCAGCUAUCUCAUCAUAAUUGAUCAGAAAAUCCAAAAAUCGGAAAUCAAACUAUUAUCUUUUGAAGUUUGAUAAAAAUAUUGAGUGAAAUUUGACUGGUAUGUCAAAUGCUAAUUCUUGUAUCAAUUCAACGGUGAUAAGAAGUUUUGGAAGUAACUGUAUGACGCAAUAAUGGAGAGUGCAAGCGAUUCCGACUUCGAUUCUGAUGAUUCUAUUGAUUUUCUAUCAGAGUACACGGAUAUUGACGUAAAUGGUUUUCUUGGACGAGCAAUCGCCAUUUGGACUUACAACCGUCUUGAUAAUCUGACGCUGUUCACACCUCAACCAGAUGACACGCUGUUCCAGCUUGUCAAAUAUGCAGAACAGAAGUUGAAAUUCAACAGAGAAAAUGAAAAAAUUAUGGUAAUGGAUGCGGGUGAAAAACUCCCAAGAGAAAUGAAAGACGUGUACCUGCUUAAGCCGGGGAGCGUUAUUAUGGUUUUACCAAAACGGAACUUAAACAUCACAGUCGAAAUCAAUCAGCUGAACAAAAGGUUUCCAAUUAGUGCAGAUCCAAUGUGUACAGUUUAUGAUGUAAAAACAUACAUUAAACGUGUCAAAGGUAUUCCAAUUGACCAGCAAGAUAUUCUGUACAGAGAUAAAGUGCUAGAAAACUCUAGGCGAUUGUAUGAGUUUCGUGUCAGAAAUGGAACCAAUAUGCAUGUUCUGAUUCAAGUAUAUUUUGACGUCAUCGUUCAUGUGGAAACUUUUUGGGGCAAGACAUAUCGCCUGUAUGUCGAUAAAUGUAGCACAGGAAGUGAUCUAAUUUACAGAGUGUUUGGUCGAACAUUUAGCAAACAUGGCAAAGAACAUGUUACAAUGCAUGAACUCUAUGUGCCAAUUCAUGUCUUAGUCUUCCAACAUAACAAAAGGUCCCUUAACUGGAAUUACUGCCUAGGAUUCUAUGGUGUUCGAAAUGCAGACACUCUGGUGCUAAAUACAGUUGGUAGGCAUAGUGAUAUGAAUGUGCAGACUAUAAUGGUUGUUACGGAACUUGGUGAAAGUUACGAAGUACGAGUAUCACAGUUUGAUAGAUGGUCUGUUGUCGCUUUCAUCCUUCAUGGGCAUACGGAUGUUCCUGUUGACCUGAUCCGGUUGUAUCGGAAUGAAAGCCAACUGAACUUCACUGCAAGUAUUGGCUUCGUGCCAAAAAACACCGUCAUUAUGAUGAAUAUUAUAAUGACCAAUGUAGACAAAGAUAUGAUGUUUGGAAUUCCACUUAAAAUCACUAUUGGGAAUGGGAUUGUUGAAAAUAUCAAAGUUUCGCCAACCAAGACAAUUAAGUAUGUUAAAGAAAGACUAGAAGAAAUAGGAAUUCCAAACGCCACUUUGAGUGAACUAACUACAGGACAGUUCAAACUCCCUGAUCAUGCAAAGAUCAAGGAUGUGAUAACAAACUUUGACAAAAUGUUGUAUCUGAAAGUAGAACGGUUCCCAGUGUUUAUCCAUGCACCAGAUGGGACCAUAUAUAGAACAAUGGUUGACGUGAACCAUACGUUGAAAAAUCUGAAACAGAAGAUCGAACUGAAAUCAGGUCACGCUAUUUCAAGUUGUCGUCUGCUUUUUGCCGGGCAAGAAUUGACAAUUGCUGAUAACAACAUUCUGUAUGACAGUGGAUUUUCUACAAGAAAUUCAAUAUUUGUUGAAACAGCACAGAUGUUUGAAACUUUUUUCGUCACUAAUGGAGACCUUCUUAUCAAACUGCGUGUUCCAGCAAGACCAACCCAGGACAAUAUCAAGCGUAGUAUAUGGGGUACGAGAGAUAUUCCAGAAGGUUCUAUCACCUGCCUUCAAACAUUCCUGUUUUGGUUCUUUGCACCACGACGGAAUAGAAAAUUCACUCUUCCUAGAAGAAGAAGGAACAGAAAAAGGAUACCACCUUCAAAUGAACCUCUCCAUCUGUUUUCUGACAGAUACGGAACCAAAUUUGACGAAAAAAACGUCUCUGAUCUUAUGCUUGAGCUAAAUCACAAAAGAGGAGAUCACUUUAAGCCUCUGGUGUACCCGGAUGAACUUGCAGAAGAUGGAAAAACGCACAGAACAUGGCCAAUCAGCUUACAGCGACCAGUCCGUCCUCGCAGGAAUGUCGAGGACUGGAUCAAUGCCACUUACUAUGAGCCGAGAUUCAACAGGAAACACACAAGAACACCAACAAGAAAGAAGAGCUUAAGAAGUGCCAAGAAACAGCCCGAACAUCAACAGGAACUGAAACCCUAUGUCGUAAACCACCAUAUUCAACCUCGUUGGCUGAAUAACCUUUAUGAAAAAGAAGAACAUCAUGGUCUCUCAGUUGCAGACGACACUGGUUUGGCAUAUCGCCACAAUCCAAAACAAGGACAGACAACAUUCUACACAAAGAAACAAAGAAGAAAAGCGGUACGGACACCAACUCAUCACCAAGGUGAUGCAAGUCUCUCAAAAUACCUCCAUCACAAGCGACAAAUGUUUGACAACCAAGAGUUAGCAUACCUCAGCUCUGAUGAUGAAAAAACAGAAGUUUUUGAUGAACUUUCUAUUGAAAGACCAUACAUAAUAUUACGUUAAAUUAUAGAAGAACUAAAGGGCACUAACUAUGUAGUAAAUGUUUGCAGAACAGUGAUAUCUAUGCAGUGAACGACCUUCAGAACAGUGAUAUCUAUGCAGUGAACGACUGCAGAAUAACUAUGUAGUUAAUGUUUGGUAGAACAGUGAAAACUAUGUAGUGAUGUCUGGUAGAACAGUAACAUCUAUGUAGUGAACAUCUUCAGAACAGUGAUAGCUAUGCAGCAAUGGUCUGGGAGAACAGUGAUAACUAUGUAGUGAUUGCCUGGGAGAACAGUGAUAACUAUGUAGCGAUCACCUGGGAGAACAGUGACAACUAUGUAGUGAUCGCCUGGGAGAACAGAAAUAACUGUUGUUAACAUCUUCAGACCAGUGAUAACUUUGUAGUGAACAUCUGCAGAACAGUGAUGAUAACUUUGUAGUGAACAUCUGCAGAACAGUGAUGAUAACUUUGUAGUGAACAUUUGCAGAAUAGUAAUGAUAACUUUGUAGUGAACAUCUGCAGAACAGUGAUGAUAACUUUGUAGUGAACAUCUGCAGAACAGUGAUGAUAACUUUGUAGUGAACAUCUGCAGAAUAGUAAUAACUUUGUAGUGAACAUCUGAAUUGUAACAUAGCACUACCGUAGUGCUGAUAUUCAAUUAUAACCAAAGUUAACUCAAAAUAUUUUUUGGGAGGUGAGGGGGGUGGGAAUGGGGUUGGGAAGGGAAAUAUGGUUGGGGGUCAGACUUUAUCAGGGGGAGGGCAUUUAUAGAGGAAUAUAUGGUAAUUAGGACUACCUUGAACUGAGGAGACUUUAUAUGCAGAAAACAAAAUUUGUAAUAUUUCAAUAUUUGUCUUACACUAUCAAUCUUCAACAGCUUGAUUUUUUUCAUAAAAAAUUACAAAAUUUACUGUCUAAGGGACUUAUUUCACCUGUGGAUGUAUUGGAAACUGAUUAUUUAAUAUAUGUAAUGAAGAAUGUAUUGAAAAUGUAGGAUAUAUCUAAUUCUAAUCUUAUCUAAUUUGAAAGGAUUUUGAAUUAUUUUAACCGCUCAGCAUUACUAUUAAGUUUGUUCAUCGUAUACAAAUGUGAGUCUUUAUCGCUAUAUUUGUUCUGACAUUAUAGCAUAUUAAAGUGAUUUCUUUAUUCACA